AUGUCUGACAAACUUAUUCUCUUGACCGGCGGCACAGGCCAUAUAGGUUUUCGUACUCUGGUCGAGGCCCUAUCGAAGGGUUACCAUGUCAGAGCGGCAGUUCGAUCGGAAUCGAAGACGACGCAAAUCCGAACGGCGAAAUCUGUGCAACCUUUCCUUGAGCAGCUGGAAUUCACCAUCGUUCCGGACAUCACGAAACCCGGCGCAUUUGAUGACGCCAUGAGAAGCGUUAAUUAUGUAGUCCACCUGGCGUCUCCGCUAGGGCGGGCUACCGACGACUUCGAAACCAACAUCAUUCAACCGGCUGUCCAAGGAACGUUGAGCAUACUACACUCGGCCCUCAAAGAACCCUCCGUCGAGCGUGUGGUCAUCACAGCGUCGCUCGCGUCAGUCUCUCCGUCCACACCACGGCCUUUCACAGCAGACAACACCGAAGAAGAUCCAGAGGGGCCAUUUCCAGAUCCUUUCACAGCCUAUGUGGCCAGCAAAAAGCUCGCAUUGAAUCGGACCCGCCAAUUUCUUGCCCAGGAAAAACCACAUUUCAGUAUCAUAAACGUGAUGCCAAGUUUUGUCAUUGGUAAAAAUGAACUUGCAACAACACCAGAAGCGGUCAACUCUGGCUCCAAUUCAAGAGCUCUCGGUCCAAUACUGGGAAAUGCCAACGCCGUCGCCCUGCCCGGGGCCGUCUGUCAUAUUGACGACGUCUCUUUCGUGCACAUAGCAGCCUUAGACCCGAAGGUUGACGGGAACCAGAACUUUGGAGUCAAUUGGCGGAGCUCAUCUUUCCAAUGGGAUGAUGCUCUCGAAAUAGUUCGGAAGCUUUUUCCCGAGGAGGUCAGCCGUGGAAUAUUCCCCCUAGGCGGUUCUCAGUCUACUGGUUUGGCGGAAUUCGAUGCGAGCAAAACAGAAGAUAUUCUUGGGAUCAAGUUCAAGAAUUUCGAAGAGCAGAUUCUCAGUCUUGCUGGUCAUUAUGCUGAAGUCUCGGCAAGCGCUUGA
Molecule: messenger RNA, 996 nt
Organism: Exophiala spinifera
Lineage: Eukaryota; Fungi; Ascomycota; Eurotiomycetes; Chaetothyriales; Herpotrichiellaceae
Exons: 1
Coding region: 1-996 (331 amino acids)
Molecular function (GO): oxidoreductase activity, acting on the CH-OH group of donors, NAD or NADP as acceptor
Source: RefSeq, a predicted model, not a curated record